This is a messenger RNA of Paramecium tetraurelia, 943 nucleotides long. RefSeq lists its product as uncharacterized. Gene Ontology annotation, cellular component: membrane. NCBI's taxonomy places the organism in Eukaryota, Ciliophora, Oligohymenophorea, Peniculida, Parameciidae. The transcript has 4 exons. The record is from RefSeq and is a predicted model, not a curated record.
AUGAUUGAAAAUUAACAAGAUGACCAGAUUAGCCCCAUUGAUUAUGGGAAGCAUCAUGCAGAACCAUAAAAAGAUCAUCGAGACUUGAAAUACAUGGCUACAAAAAUUAGCGAACCAAGAGGGAGUGUUCAGUAUCCUUAACAUGUUUAAGUGGCUAUUGAGGAUGAUACUAGUUCUCAAAAUGAUUCUAGAUGGUAUGCUAAGAACGAAACCUACAAAUAACUUAUUGGAAAUGAGAGAACUGGAUUCAUAAAAAAAAAGGUCUAUUCAAUUAUGAUUAUUUAAUUGUUUCUAACCAUGAUCAUGUGUUUAAUCUCUUACUUGUCACUUGAUUAUAGGAGGUUCUAACUAGACCAUAGUGGUUUUGCUUAUCUGGCCUUAGGAAUAUCAAUAUUUAUAGAAUUGCUACUCUUUUGCGUUCCCAAAUUUGCUUGGAGAGUUCCCUACAAUUACAUCUUACUGUUUAUUUUUACACUCUGUGAAGGUUAUCUAAUAUCAAAUCUGUGCAGUUAUGUUUUUGAUAGGUAUAGUGAUAAUGGAGGAUUCAUUGUAUUGAUGGCUGCUAGUCUAUCAUUGGCUGCCGUGAUAGGACUAACGAUAUACGCUUGCAAAACCAAGUCAGAUUUUACUACUAAAGGAGCUCUAUUGUUUAUGUGUGUUACAUCUUUGUUACUCUUUGGAAUUAUGGCUGGUGUUUACUAUCAAAAUGUCAUUAAUCUUCUCUACUCAUUACUUUGUUGCCUUCUGUUUGGAGCUUAUUUAAUCUAUGAUACAUAAUUAAUUUUGGGGGGAAGUACUCACAAAUUGUCCAUUGAUGAUUAUAUCAUAGGAUCAAUGAUAAUUUAUAUUGAUAUUGUGUAUCUAUUUGCACAUAUCUUAAUGGUAUUAAUUGCAUGUCUUAGAUGAAGUUAUUUGUUUUAAUAAUAUAACAUAUAAAUAUCAU